Molecule: messenger RNA, 2343 nt
Organism: Nematocida ausubeli
Lineage: Eukaryota; Fungi; Microsporidia
Exons: 1
Coding region: 1-2343 (780 amino acids)
Molecular function (GO): nucleic acid binding; ATP binding
Source: RefSeq, a predicted model, not a curated record
AUGGACUUUGGACUAGCAGCAGAAAUAGAAAAAAAAGAGUCAGCAUCCUUUAAGGGAAUGAAUAUCCCAAUAGAGAUCCUGGCAAAUAUAAAAUACAAUAUAGCCACUCCCAUCCAAAGAAAAGUAAUACCAAAAUUACUCUCAGGCCAAGAUAUAAUAGCCAUAUCCAGGACAGGAAGUGGUAAAACGUACGCCUACGUAAUACCAAUCUUAAUGAACCUCUUAAAAAACAGACAAAAAAAGACAGUAUAUACAACAGCAAAGGCAAUAAUAAUAGUACCAACCUAUGAAUUAGCAAACCAAUUAUCAGAUACCUUUAAAGAACUCAGUAGUAAUGGUGUACACCCAGCCAUGUUCACAGGAAUAGGAACAGUCUCACACUCACUAAAUUAUCUAGUAGUAGGACAAUUUGAAGUAGCAAUUUGUACACCUGGUAGACUAGAACAUAUACUAACAGACGUAUCAGCAUCAGAUAAUAAGCCAAUAUAUAUGAAAGUAGAUGAAAAUAACCAUAAAAAAGAGAUAUGUAUAACGGAUACACAAAUACUACAGAAAAUAUCACAGCCAGAUAUAGUAGUAAUAGAUGAGAUGGAUAGAAUAUUAGAAGAUAAGAGUCUAUCACUAUCACUCCAAAGGAUCCUAGAAUACUUUAAGAAUGACCCACAGUACGCCCUAUUUAGUGCUACUCACCAUAAGGAUAGUACACAAAUCAGGAAUAUUCUUAAUAGAAAGGAUAUGGAAUUAAUAGAAGUAUUAGGUGGUGUAUCAGAUCACUUGGAAAGUAGUAGAUUAGUCAUAAAUAAUCUGCAUAUUCAAGAAGAGAUAAAAAUGCCCAUAUUAAUGUCUCUACUUAAGGUACACUCAGGACGAGUACUUGUCUUUGUUAGUACCUGCAAGAGAUGCACUAUGGUCUCAGAAGCAGUCAGUAAGACAGGACGUAAAUUAGGCAUACUAAACUCAACACAGUCAGAAGAAGCCAGAGACCUGGUUGUAAAGGGAUUUAAGACAGGAGAUAUCUCAGUACUAGUCACAACAGACGUAGGCUGCAGAGGACUAGAUAUAAGGGGUAUAGAUGUAGUAGUAGAAUACGACUACCCAGCCUGCCGUAGUACUAGUGUACAUAGAGUAGGAAGGUUGAAUAGAGGCAGGAGUGAAAGGGGAAUUGUAUACGCACUCAUCAGGACAGCAGAUAUUCCUACAUACCUGGCAUUCUUAAAUCACAUUCACACAGAGAAACCCAGGGAUAUGACUAGGUGCAGUAGACUGUGCUUCCAUAUGGAUAAGUGUGCUACUAGUACAGGGCACAGUAACUGUGCAUAUCUGGGACUAGGGACAGUGCCAGCCCAGUACUACGAUGGGGCACAGGAAGUGGCUAGGUCUAUUGUCACAGAAGAUGCAGGAUAUGACAGGUCAUACGCCAGAUAUGCUAAGACUAACCCAGCAGAGAAGGUAGAUGCACAGUGGGUGGUCAGGGCAGUCUCAGUCAGGGAUAUACCCGUGCACCCGUGCUUCCACAUGCAGGAGAAGCCUGUCCUGGCUGCAAUCCGGGCUUAUAAGGCACGGGGCAGAAGUGGGCCUGGUGUAGGACGGGAAAGAGUUAAGAAAAUAACCCAGAAGAGUGAGACCGUGGAUAUGGAUAAGUUUAAGGACCCUGCCUUCAUUCCUUACGAGAAUGUGAAGUCAAGCACAUUCGCACCCUGCCCAGAGAUGCGUGAUGAUAAGUCAGGGGAGAUAAAGAGACGAGCACAGAAGAUGCGCAGACCACCCGGUGAAAUGUUCAUGGAGUGGAAGAAAGAGAGCAGAGAUAGACUCAGUAAGGGAUAUCUGCUGACUAGACCACCCAGCCAAGAGAGAGAAGAUGGAGGUUUUGAGAGAAAUAUGGAGAGAUCUAUGGAUAGAAGUGAUAGGAAUAUGGAGAGAACUGAUAGAAGUGACAGAAAUAUGGAUAGAGGUGAUAGAAACAGUGAAAGAUCUGAGAGAAAUAUGGAGAGAGGUGAUAGAAACUCACAAAGAAAUGAUAGAAAUAACCACUCUCUGGAUAGAAAUAAUUCACAAAGAAGUGAUAGAUAUAACGAGAGAUCUGAUAGAAAUAACAGAAAUAACGAUAGAUCUGAUGGAUAUUCACAAAGAAAUAACAGAAAUAACCAGUCUCUUGACAGAAACAACGAGAGAUUCGAGAGAACCACUCGCUCCCAUGAUAGACCUAAUAACCCGAAGACACGAAAAUCAGAUGGUGACUUGGUCUCUGUCAGAAGGAUACUUGAGGCCAGAAAGAAGAAGGAGAGGGACAGUAGGCGUAUGUCGUAUGCUUCUGAUAGAAAGUCACAGAGAGGCAGAAUAUAA